CGAAGCUUUUCUCAGCAGCCAUUGGGACGGCCGCCACCCUCUGCAACACUCUGGUUUGGCCACUCACACACCUAGCGUGGCACGGCCAGGCUUCUCGAACAGCCACACAGAGACGUAGCACACACACACACACACACACACAAGGAGACCAUUAUCAGCCCAAGUUUGCCACUUGGUUUCGUUCGCCGAUAGAUUUGCUCGCAAUUCGCAUUUGCUCUCUGUCUCUCUCGCUCUUCCGGCGUUAUCACAAAACGGUUCGUGGCGAGUGAGCUACUUGCCACCCCGCCACCCCUCCCCCGCAGGCCCAUCAAAUCCAAAUCAAACAGCACCCCGCGCAUCGGCUGGUGGAUGGUUGUUAGUGAGUUAGUGAGCGCCGCAACGCGCAAUAGACAAGGGAGUGAGCGUCGUGCUGUGUGUUAAAGCCGAGAGCGCAACAACAUAACACCCGGCCCAUGGCCCGGCCAGGUCCGAGCGCGAACCGUUUUCAGUCGCCUGCCGCACGUGGUACUAUCGGGAAGUAGUGUGCAGUGGCUUGUUGGCGAGCGAGCGAGCGCGUGUGCGUCUUUUGUGUGUGGAAAAUCGCGUGCGUCCAACAUUUGCAACCGCGCGCAAUCGAAAUUCCUUUUGGCUACGCGUGAAUUUGGUGUUGUUUUUUUUGUUUCUUCUUCGUGUGCGUUCGUGAGUGUGCAUUUUGUGUCCCUCACAACCUUGAACCGAAACACAGCCCCCCCCGCAUCAUCGUUGUCUUCAUCAAAGGCGCGUUCGCGUUGUGUGUCUUUCGAUUCCGCGCGUGUGUCUUAUCGGAGUAGGGGAAAAUUUGUAACGCGAAUAAAGAGCAAACAGCAGUGUUACGGUUUUUUUCCCUCUUCUAUCAGUAAGACGCCUAGCAGUAAAAGACUAGCUUUACGUGACGCACAUUAGGUGAAAAGUGAGACAAUUGCUGAAUUGUGUUAGAGUGUGGUUUUGGUUGCAGUGCGUCAGUAGACCACGACACGUGCGCAGUUUGUGUGUACGCUUCGAGCUUAUAAAAAGUAAACAACAGUGUUAUAAUAAGGCGCAGUAGUGUCUGUGGCAGUGUAUACAAGUACAACGUUGAUCCGGAAGUGAAAUUUAGUAAAAAUUCUCCACCAGAAGAUGCUUGCCAGUGCCCGGCGGCUGGCGGUUGUAGGUCGGCAGCGCAGCUGAGCAGCAGUUCGUUGCUGUGACAGCGGCGGCCCCGUAAGAGCCGGCGGCCAUCAAGCUGGAUCCGUCCAGCGGUAGUCCGCGUGCGGAACCGUCAACGUCUUCAACAUGUGCAGCGACGGUACGAGCUGCUAAGCAACGGCCAGUAGUGCGAGACGCAUCCCAUCGCUACCACGAACAAAGCAGCUCCUACUCGGACGAGCUUACGAUGAACAUUUCCACCGAGUACGCACCCACCGACGGGAUGAGUCGCUCGUCCUACACGCGAUCAUCCUAUCGAUCGGCCUACUACGGUGGGCCAUCGGAGAUCGGUGGCAGUGGUGCAGGAGCUCUCGGCUCGCAGCAGCAUCAGCCGCCGUACGGUGGUGGAGUCGAGACGAUCGGUUUUGCCGACGGAGGAAACCACUCGCGGCGGCAUCACGAUCGAUCGGCCGGCAUGGCGGUGGGUGGAAGUUUCGAGGGAGAUUGUAAUGAGAAGCCUUUCUACGCCCCAUCCCCCCUUGGGUCCGAUUCGUACGCUUCGGACGAAGGCAGACACUCGGGCGGAUAUCUGGCGAAUCCUUACUACGGUGCGACGGCCGGUGGUGGUGGUGGUGGUUACGGGCAUCAGGGUAGUAUGAUGCGCGCUAUGCCACCCGAGCUGGGAAUGUACGGUGGAGGAUGCUACGGCAGUCCACCAGUACCGUGGUACCAGCUUCCGCAGCAGCAGCAACCGUCUUCGUAUCAUCAGCAACAGCAUCCGGGACAUUCUCAGCACCAUCACCAUCACCACCACCAUCAUCCCCACCACAGUCAGCAGCAGCAUUCGGCAUCGCCAAGAUGCUACCCGAUGCCACCGGAACAUAUGUACAAUAUGUUUAACUUUAACAGAAAUGGGCGCGAGGCGCGAAACCGGGCGGAAAAGAACCGGCGAGACAAGCUUAACGGAUCGAUACAGGAACUUUCGGCGAUGGUGCCGCACGUGGCCGAAUCGCCCCGCCGGGUGGACAAAACUGCAGUGCUGCGCUUCUCGGCCCACGGUUUGCGGGUGGACUAUGUGUUUGGCAAAUCUAAACCGGAGGAAACGGUCAAACCGGAGGCACAGGACUCGCUGUUUCGCAUGCUGAACGGAUUUCUGCUCACGGUGACGUGCCGCGGCCAGAUCGUGCUCGUGUCGCCGUCCGUGGAACAGUUUCUGGGCCACUGUCAGACUGAUCUUUACGGGCAAAAUCUCUUCAACCUUACCCACCCGGACGAUCAUGCGCUGCUCAAGCAGCAGCUCAUCCCGUCGAACCUGGUCAACAUGUUCGACAACGGCGGUCCGAGCACCAGCUGUGGUGCCCCACCGGCCCUGCUUGGCUCCGGGGAGGGUGGAUCCGGCACGCACGGUACCGAUGGGGGCGGUGAGUUCCAGCGAUCGUACGACGACGAGGAGGAAAUCGACCGAAAGCUGCGGCAGGAUCAUCGGAGGUUUACCAUCAGGAUGGCCCGGGCUGGACCGCGAUCGGAAGCGACGACCUACGAGCUGGUCACGAUCGAUGGGUGCUUUCGGCGGGCGGAUUCGGCACCGCGUGGCAGCAGCAGCAGCAGCAGCAGCUCCUCCGCCACCAAAGCGGGAGCCGCAGGGGCUGGCGGUACGGCCGGCAGUAUGCAAAUGAUACGGCGGGUGCGGGGCCGCGACGACGCCAUACCGCUGCACAGCAUCAACGGGAACGAUAUCGUUCUGAUUGCUUUAGCGCGUGUGAUGAAGGUGCCAUCUAUCUGUGAUCGAUUGAUUGAGGCUUGCAAAUAUGAGUACAAAACACGUCACCUGAUCGACGGCCGGAUAGUGCAGUGCGAUCAGCGCAUCUCGAUAGUGGCCGGCUACCUGACCGACGAAGUGUCCGGCCUGUCCCCGUUCACCUUUAUGCAUCGGGAUGACGUCCGAUGGGUGAUAGUAGCGUUACGACAAAUGUAUGACUAUAAUCAAAACGGCGAAUCCUGCUACCGGCUGAUGUCGCGCACCGGGGACUUUAUCUAUCUGAAGACGCGCGGCUACCUGGAGGUGGAUAGCGAUACCAAAGUGGUGCAGUCGUUCGUCUGCAUCAACACGCUCGUGUCGGAGGAGGAGGGCCAGCGGCUGGUGCGCGAGAUGAAGCGCAAGUUCUCCGUGAUCGUCGACAAGGUGGAGCUGCCGGACGAGAGCGGCGAGCCGGUGGUCGAGAACCCGAAGCAGAUCGAGGAGGCGGUCAUGAAUCUGAUCACCAACCUGCAGCCGGACAGCGAGGACAAGCUGCUCAACACGAUGCCGGCCUCGCCGGCCAGCAGCAUCAAGUCGGGGUACGGGGAGGGUGCCCCCCUCGCGAUAGUGGCACCGGAGAAGAACUCGGUCAAGUCGGCGAUCGUGAAAAGCAUCAACGUGGUGUCGAUUGCGGCGAAAACGAUGCGCGAAGGCCGCUGCUCGUCCGUGUCGGGCGGCGACUGGUCCCCGAUGGGGGGCGAUCAGCAGAACAGCAACGGGAGCAGCAGCACGGCCAGUAGUAGCGUCAGCACCGGCAUGCCCAGUCCGUCCCGAUCGGCGUUUGCCGAUGGCAUUGGUUCGCCACCACCGCCACCACCACCACCUCCAUCGUCGCUGUCACCGGGCGGCGUGCAAAGGCCCACGGUGCUGCAGAAGCUCGAUCCACAGCUGUCGGAGGAAGCGGCGGCGGUCGGUGCGAACGUGGAGCAGCGCGUGCCACCGCUGCCCAACUCGCAGCACUACUUCACGCAACCGUUCUCACCGUCGGGCGGUACGACGCCCGUGCCGGUAUCGCUGCUCUCACCCGCCUCGUCCCACUACAGCCAGCGCAGUGCGCGAAGUCCGUACGGUGGUUGUGGCAGCGGCAUUGCUUCCCCUCCGGCCGCAAUACACGGUGGUGGUAGUCGAACAACGACCGUGCUGAAGCGAACGUACAGCAACAGCAGCAUCAACAGCUUAAACUCGCUGGACAACUAUGGCGAUGGUGGUGAGGCUGGUACGGGCGACAGUGGCAAGCGGGCGAGGAUGCAUGCGCUGGGCAACAGCGAUCUGGCCAACUGCUUUAGCGAUCUUAUCAACCCUGGCUCUGAUCUUACAUCGCUGCUGCCGAACUCGUUCGAAGCGCUCGAUCAGUCUUUGCUGACGAUGGAAACGACGACGACCAUCAUACGGGACCGAGUGAGCGGCUACUCCAGCUUGCAUGAGUCGCAAAAUCGGUUGGAUCGAAUAGUGGAAGAGCAUCAGGAGCAGCGCGAAAUGUUACAGUCAAUUCAGCAAGAGUACCAGUUGCAGAUGCAGUCCAACGGGACGGGGAGCGAUGCAAUAGAGGCGGACAAUGGUAGUGUAGGUGGUGGUGGUGGUGGUGGUGGUGGCGAUGAACCGAACGGAAUGCUGUGCAAUUCCCUCAGCCAAAGGGUCAGUACGAUCACCAGCACGAUGGCGGCCGCCGCCACACCGUUAAUGAUGCCUUCCGUCAUCACGUCGAGUGUUGGGCAGCAGCAGCAGCAGCGGACGGCUGCAACGGGGAGCGCUGGACCGGUGGCUGGCACUGCACGAUCGGAAAAGGAUGCAGGGAGUUAAUGUUCAUCAAUUCGAACGAUCCUUUUUCGCCGUUGGCGCUGUAAAUCUCAUCACAGAACGUACUUUUCGUCCAAUGAUUGGACACCUUUUUUGCUCCGGUUUUUAGUUCUUCCCCUCUACCCCGACUACUUCCACUUGCUUCCGUUCGUGGAUUUAGUUUUUAUUUUACCUUUCUAUUACACCAUUUCUUUUCGCUUGCAAACAACCACCGAGGUGCAAGAGCGAACCCGUCGUGCGAACAUUUUUACCAUGGGAAAAAGGACGUUUGGUGCAUAAACGCAACAAACGUUGGUUGUUAUUAUUUCGAAUAGAAGCGAACAGAGGAGAAGGAGAAAGUGCUAACGAGAAUGGGUUUUAGGAACGUUGUAAACGUGCAGAAUGGUGGCAAACUAUUCAAUACAGGCUCAAUGUUGGGUGAUGGAUCUUUCUCCUUUACCCCCUUUCCUGCUGCUAAAAAGCAAAACAUUUUAAGUCAACGAAUUCAAACAGGUCAAACAAACAAACAACGGCACGGAUGUUGAUGAAUGUUGUACAUAUUUAUACACACCAUGUAUAUUUACAUGAGUUUUUUUUUUUUUUUGGGAAGUGAUGAUAUAAAGUAUUCUCUUAUGCGUUAGUGAGUGCGAGAAGCUUGGUUUUCUCGCUUAGGAGACACUGAAUUCCCUUUAUGUACCAUACCCUUACACCAUUUCGGACCAGCUCUGUGACGUGAAUCCAAAUUAUUGUUGUGCUAGAGUUGGUAAACCUAUUGGCGUGUGCGUCGUCGGGGGAGCGUGUUCUUUCCAAAACGUGGAGUGGUCCAACGUCCAACGACGACGCUUGAUUACACACUGACACACACACACUUGUAUAGGAUUAGCAAACUGUUUCCGUUGUAGGCUAGGGUAUAAUUUGGAAUAGGAAAAGCUCUAUGAGGUGCGGAUGUGUGUGUGUUUUGUGUGCAAACGGUAAGGAGAAGAGAUUUCGUGUCUAGUUUUAAUUCGUUUACCCAUGCGGACGCGUGAUCGAGUAAGGUAUGGUUUUGUUUUUGCUAGCGUUUAAAAAUGUGUAAAAUUCAACCCACUCUUCAUCCCGGGAAGAGCAACGGGUAUGCUGUGUGUAAAAUACCGUAUACCAUAAGUCCCAUACGAAUGUAAUUUAUCCAACGCACGGAAACCAGGUCUUCAUCCGGGGCACAGCUUGUUAUACAACUGGAAGAAAGCGAUAUAUUUUUAUUGUUUUCCUUUA
Messenger RNA from Anopheles arabiensis, 5968 nucleotides. RefSeq names its product endothelial PAS domain-containing protein 1-like. Gene Ontology annotation, cellular component: aryl hydrocarbon receptor complex; nucleus. The transcript is spliced from 10 exons. The coding region runs from base 1391 to 4741 and encodes 1116 amino acids. Gene Ontology annotation, molecular function: DNA-binding transcription factor activity, RNA polymerase II-specific; protein dimerization activity; RNA polymerase II cis-regulatory region sequence-specific DNA binding. Lineage: Eukaryota; Metazoa; Arthropoda; Insecta; Diptera; Culicidae. The record is from RefSeq and is a predicted model, not a curated record. Gene Ontology annotation, biological process: regulation of transcription by RNA polymerase II.